This is a messenger RNA of Peronospora matthiolae, 1257 nucleotides long. The record is from the annotation of a GenBank genome assembly. NCBI's taxonomy places the organism in Eukaryota, Oomycota, Peronosporomycetes, Peronosporales, Peronosporaceae.
AUGGACGCGCCACAGACGCUCAGCGCUCGGCCAUGCACGCACUCGAGCAGCGAAAGCCCAGUAAUAGACUGCAGUCCAGUCUCCGUGAGCGAGUGCCUCGAAGAUGACGAAGAAAUGGCUACAACGACGGAGACGUCGCAGCUUCUGGACAAGAAAAAGGACGAUACGAGCAGCAAUAGUAAACUCAAGCUGAAAUAUAAAAAUAAAUUACCGGCCGUGGAGCUCGAGCCUGAAAAGGGACUGGAGCUGCUCGAUACGAAGGAAAAGGACGAAGAAGGUGAAGAAAGUCAAGUCAAGACGUCGUACGUCUCGCCGUCCGUCGUGGUCUUUUGGCUCGCCAUGUGGUUCCUCCAGAACAUUGGCGUGACUUUCUGGAACAAAAAAGCACUCAGUGCUCUGCAGUUGCCCGUGACGCUCACGUUCGUACAUAUGACGUGCAACACGCUGGGUGCUUUUCUCUUCAUUUACGUGUACAAGGGCAUUGACCGCAAACCGCUCAAGCCUGGCCAAACCCAGCUCAUGGUCUCGUUUUCGUUCAUUUUCGUGAGCAAUAUCAUCACUGGCAACUGGAGUCUUGGACUCGUGUCCAUUUCAUUGAACCAGGUGAUGCGGGCACUUGUGCCAUCUGUUGUCAUUGUGCUCAGCAUGCUCAUUCUAGGCAAAACGUACACGCUUGAGCGGAAGUUGUCGCUGGUUCCAGUAGCUUUUGGGGUUUACUUGGCAUGCACGGGGGACAACUCGUGCACGGUGAUUGGGUUCAUUAUCACAGCCGUGGCUGUACUCUUUGCAGGCUUGAAGGCUGUGCUGUCGAAUAAGUUUUUGAGCGGGGACUUAAAGUUGCACCCCGUAGACUUGAUUCUGCACCAGGCCCCUUUGUCAGCGUGCUGGUGCUUGGCCGCGAUGUUUCUAUCUGGUGAAGUCGACACUAUCAUGAACAAUUGGGAAGCUGUGCCGUCGGCCAGUUUUUGGUACAUUCUGACCGGUAUCAUCAGCUUCAUGCUGAAUGUCACGAGCUUCAUGGCGAACAAAGUCACGUCUCCUGUGACAUUGUGCGUAUGCGGAAACAUGAAGCAGGUGGUCGUGAUUGUGAUGUCUAUCCUCAUCAACAACGACGUGAUCACGGCGCAGAAAGUCAUCGGUAUCGUCGUUGUAACUAUUGGUGGUUCUGCUUACGCGUAUAUCUCGACAAAGGAGACAAUAGGUCAGGCAACAGUUUCCGCAUCAGCUAAACCUAAGCUGCAAAUGCAGACAGUAUGA